UCCGGACCUGCGCGGCCGCCGCUGCUCGGCCGCCUCUCCUCUGCUCCUGCCGCUGCUGUCCUUUCACCGCCUCUCGGUGCUGCGGCCGAGAGCUCAGCGCUCUCCGCGCCCCUGCCCGUGCCGCCAUGGGGAGCCUGCAAGGCAGACCCGGGCAGGGCGGCCUCGGCCUGCUCUUUCUCCUCCUCCUGCUGCUUCUGUCGCCAGCGCGGGUGCUUUCACAGACGUGUGUUUGGUAUGGGGAAUGUGGAGUUGCUUCUGGAGACAAGAGAUACAACUGUGCUUAUGAUGGACCCCCAGUGGCACUGCCAGAGGAUGGCUAUGACUUAAUACAGGAACUCUGCCCAGGUUUGUUCUUUGGCAACGUUAGCACUUGCUGUGAUGUUCAUCAGCUUCAGACUCUGAAGAACAACUUGCAGCUGCCUCUGCAGUUUCUCUCCAGGUGCCCAUCCUGCUUUUACAACUUGGUCAACCUCUUCUGUGAGCUGACCUGCAGUCCCAACCAGUCUGACUUCUUGAAUGUCACCAGCACCAUCCCUUAUUAUGAUCCAGUUUCCAGAGAGAACAAAAGCAGCAUUACAGAGCUGCAGUACUUCAUCGGGGAGCGCUUUGCAAACGCAAUGUACAAUGCCUGCAAAGAUGUGGAGGCUCCAUCAAGUAAUGUCAAAGCACUGGGGCUGCUGUGUGGGAAGGAUGCCAAGGACUGCAAUGCAACCAACUGGAUUGAGUACAUGUUCAGUAAAGACAAUGGGCAAACUCCUUUCAGCAUUAUUCCCAUCUUCACAGAUGUUCCUCUCCAUGGAAUGAGUCCUAUGAACAAUGCUACCAAAGGCUGCAACGAGUCCGCAGAUGAUUCCACAGGACCAUGCAGCUGCCAGGACUGCUCCAUUGUCUGUGGUCCCAAACCUCAGCCCCCUCCACUGCCUGCUCCUUGGCUUUUGUUUGGUUUGGAUGCAGUCUAUGUCAUCAUGUGGAUCUCCUACAUGGGCUUUCUGCUCAUAUUCUUUGCACUGGUGUUUGGAGUCUGGUGUUACAGGCGGCGGCACUUCGUCUCCGAGUACACCCCCAUCGACGGCGACGCUGCCUUCCCUGCCAGCGCCCAGCCGGACCACGGGAAGGUCACCUGUGGUGAGAAGCUUGGUGAAAGGUUUGAGCAUGGCCUGAAGAUGACCUUCACAUCGUGGGGGGCUUUCUGCGUCAGGAAUCCACGGCCUGUUAUCCUCUUCUCUGUGGUCUUCAUUGCCAUGUGCUGCUCAGGCUUUGUCUAUGUCAGAGCAACUACCAACCCUGUGGAGCUGUGGUCUGCCCCCAGCAGCCAGGCUCGCAGGGAGAAGGAGUACUUUGACACACACUUUGGGCCCUUCUUCCGUACUGAGCAGCUCAUCAUUCGAGCACCACACAGCCAGCCAGACACCUACUCACCUUACCCAUCAGGAGCUGAUGUACCUUUUGGGCCUCCACUUACUAAAGACAUUCUCCACCAGGUCCUGGAUUUGCAGAACGCCAUUGUGGACAUCACUGCCUCUGUUGACAAUGAGACUGUAACGCUGAGGGACAUCUGCCUGGCUCCUCUGGCUCCCUACAACAACAACUGCACCAUCCUGAGUGUACUCAACUACUUCCAGAACAGCCACUCUGUUCUAGAUCACACUAUUGGGGACGAGUUCUUUGUCUAUGCUGACUACCACACACACUUCCUCUACUGUGUUCGGGCUCCAGCAUCACUGAAUGACACGAGCUUCCUUCACGAUCCCUGCUUAGGAACAUUUGGUGGACCUGUGUUUCCCUGGCUGGUGUUGGGAGGAUAUGAUGGUGAUAACUAUAAUAAUGCUACAGCUCUUAUUAUUACUUUUCCUGUCAACAACUACUACAAUGACUCAAGAAAGCUCACGAAGGCCUUGGCAUGGGAAAAAGAGUUUAUUAACUUUGUGAAGAACUACAACAAUCCCAACUUGAGCAUCUCCUUCUCUGCGGAGCGGAGCAUCGAGGACGAAAUCAACCGGGAGAGCAGGGGGGACAUUAGCACGGUGCUGAUCAGCUACAUUGUGAUGUUUGUCUACAUCUCCAUAGCUUUGGGGCAUAUCCAGAGCUGCAGGAGACUGCUGGUGGAUUCAAAGAUCUCUCUGGGCAUUGCAGGCAUCCUGAUUGUCCUGAGCUCAGUGGCAUGUUCCACAGGCAUUUUCAGCUACUUUGGGAUCCCAGUAACACUGAUUGUGAUAGAAGUCAUUCCCUUCUUGGUGCUGGCUAUUGGGGUAGACAACAUUUUCAUCAUGGUCCAGACACUUCAGAGGGAUGAGCGCCUGCAGGGGGAAACUCUGGAUAAGCAGAUUGGCAGAGUCCUGGGAGAUGUGGCCCCCAGCAUGCUCCUCUCAUCUCUUUCAGAGGCUGUGGCAUUCUUUCUGGGGUCGCUGUCGGGCAUGCCCGCGGUCCGCACCUUCUCGCUGUUCGCCGGCGCGGCCGUGCUGAUCGAUUUCCUGCUGCAGGUCACCUGCUUCGUCAGCCUGCUGGGCUUGGACGUGCGGCGGCAGGAGAGGAACCGGCUGGACGUCCUGUGCUGCAUCCAGAGCGGCGAGGAAGGCACCGCAGUCCAGCCUGCAGAGAGCAUCCUCUUUCUCUUCUUCAAGAACCUCUACUCUCCAUACCUGCUGAAGGACUGGAUGAGGCCCAUCGUGGUGGCAGUGUUUGUGGGGGUCCUGUCCUUCAGCAUAGCAGUUGUGCACAACGUGGAGAUUGGCCUGGACCAGGCUCUGUCCAUGCCAGAUGACUCCUAUGUCAUGGAUUACUUCAGCCAGCUCAAGUACCUGCAUGCAGGCCCUCCAGUCUACUUUGUGCUGGAGGAGGGCCACAACUACACCUCUCUGGAAGGGCAGAACAUGGUGUGUGGUGGAAUGGGAUGCAACAACAACUCCCUUGUCCAGCAGAUCUUCAAUGCAGCAGAAAUCAGCAGCUACACCAGGAUAGGCUAUGCUCCAUCCUCCUGGAUUGAUGACUACUUUGACUGGGUGAAGCCACAGUCCUCCUGUUGCAGAGUCUACAACACCACUGGGCAGUUCUGCAAUGCUUCAGUCUCUGACCCAUCCUGCGCCCGCUGUCGACCGCUGACUCCAGAAGGCAAGCAGAGGCCUCAGGGCAAGGACUUCAUGAGGUUUUUGCCCAUGUUCCUGGCUGACAACCCCAACCCCAAGUGUGGCAAAGGAGGGCAUGCUGCAUACAGCUCUGCUGUGGACCUGAUCGACAGCCAGGCUGCUGUGGGAGCCACCUACUUCAUGACUUACCACACGGUGCUGAAGGACUCCUCCGAUUUCAUCGAGGCCAUGAAGCAGGCUCGGGCCCUGGCUGACAACAUCACUGAGACCAUGGGCAUCCCAGGGCACAGCUACAGGGUGUUCCCCUACAGUGUCUUCUAUGUCUUCUACGAGCAGUACCUGACCAUUGUGCAGGAUGCUGUCUUCAACCUCUGCAUCUCCUUGGGCUCCAUCUUCCUGGUGACAGCUGUGCUGCUUGGCUUUGAAGUCUGGGCUGCUGUGGUGGUGUCAGUAACCAUUGCCAUGAUCAUCAUCAACAUGUUUGGAGUGAUGUGGCUCUGGGGCAUCAGCUUGAAUGCAGUGUCACUGGUGAACCUGGUCAUGAGCUGUGGCAUUGCUGUGGAGUUCUGCAGCCACGUGACGAGAGCCUUCACGGUCAGCAGCAGGGGCAGCAGGGUGGAGCGGGCCCGGGAGGCGCUGGCACGCAUGGGCAGCUCGGUCUUCAGUGGCAUCACACUGACCAAGUUUGGAGGCAUUGUGGUGCUGGCUUUUUCCAAGUCUCAGAUCUUCAAGGUGUUCUACUUCAGGAUGUACCUGGCCAUGGUUCUCCUGGGAGCCACACAUGGACUGAUCUUUCUGCCAGUUCUGCUCAGUUACAUAGGCCCUUCAGUGAACAAAGCCAAGACUCGAGCUGCACAGGAGAGGAGCAGAGGCACAGAGCGGGAGAGGCUUCUCUACUUCUGAGGCACUCAGGGGACUGCAGGAGCUGCAGCCUGGGCCCAGCUCCGGCCCCACGGCAGCUUUCUGAGACUAUCACCCUGCAAGCACCACCCAGGGGCUCUGCCCAGCCUCACCUAGGAGCCCCCAGGCCUUGAACUCAGGGAGCGCUGCCUGGGGCUCCCCUAAGAGCAGUAUUACUGAAGCCAGCUGUGGUUCCAGGCUGCCUAACCCCACUUCUCUC
Messenger RNA from Dryobates pubescens (Downy woodpecker), 4203 nucleotides. RefSeq names its product NPC intracellular cholesterol transporter 1 (gene NPC1). The transcript has 25 exons. The record is from RefSeq and is a predicted model, not a curated record. Gene Ontology annotation, cellular component: membrane. Gene Ontology annotation, molecular function: lipid carrier activity. Lineage: Eukaryota; Metazoa; Chordata; Aves; Piciformes; Picidae. The coding region runs from base 126 to 3986 and encodes 1286 amino acids.